Molecule: messenger RNA, 2985 nt
Organism: Linum trigynum
Lineage: Eukaryota; Viridiplantae; Streptophyta; Magnoliopsida; Malpighiales; Linaceae
Source: the annotation of a GenBank genome assembly
GUUAUUUCGGGACGAAGGCGAGACAAAACCACCUCUUGCUGCUUGAGACUUGAAAGAUCUCGAAAAAUCAUGCGAAAUCAAAUUUUUUUGCUACGAUCAGAUAACCAAACACAAAGUUAUGUUCGUUCGAAAUUUUGCCUUAGGUUAGACGUACACCGCUUCCGACGCCAGCAAUGAAGCAUUCACUAGUUUUGACCGCGGUAAUGAAACAAUUCACCGCUUCUAACGCCUGCGGUAAAGUCCAAACAUGUGUAGAUUAACAAGAUUUCAUAAUACUUUGAGAAAUUUUUGUAAGGUGUGUACUUUGGGAAAAAACUUACCGGUCAUUGGUGUCCCAAAUUACUUCCAAGAAAGAGGUAUAGAAGGCUACAAUCCCCCGUGACCAAUAAUGGACGUGCGUCGCGUGUGGGGCUGUGGAAGUGGGAAUACGACUGGCAGACGGCAGUGACCGAGAAUCAAACGCCACUGCAGACAGAGCACCGCAAAAUUUACUCCAUUCUGCAUUGUGGGCGGCUUCUCGGAACCAUCCACCUUCUCCUUCAGGCCUUCACUCACUGGUUUUACUCUACUCUUUCUAGAUUCCCUUUCACCCACUGUCCCUCUACCUUCCACUCUCCCCCGCUGUUCCUUCUUCAAGCAGCUGCAGACUAGAUUGAUUCCUUCCGAGGUAAUACUUCUCUUUUCAACUUUCCACCCGUCUUUGUCGUCAUUUCCAGCCUCAAAGUUCUUGCCUUUGCGAUCUGGGUGGCUGGUAAAAUAAGAGAAUUUGAAUAAGAGAAAUCCCAACUUCAGACCACGAGGGUUUGAAGUUUAUGAUACCCCAAAUUCGCUUCAGUUCCACAGCGAAAUUGAAGUUAAUUUUCUUAAUUUAGAAGCCAAUACGAACUUUUGCGCUUCUAGGCCGCAAAACUGCGAUUUUUUUUGUUGACUUUGAAAGAAUUUUGGUAGCCCCAAAGUGGGGUGAUGGCGAAGUAGUGAUAGAGACAAAUUUGAUUGCUUGGAAUUAGAUUGCGCAUUGACAAACAAAGCCAUUUAGUGGCUGUUUUUGCUUGUCAUUAUUAUGUACCACUGUAUUUUCUUGUUGACACCUUCUGUUAUUGUGUGGUUUGUCAGACUUUAUAUAGGGUAAUGAUGACAUAUGCAAAACCUGACAAUUCUGUUCUCUGGACUCUAUUAACUGCGAACUGGGUCGCCCUUAUUUGUUCUUGGAUGUAGAGUUUUGCAUUAGAUUGUCAUUUGACAGAACGUGCUUGAGUUGUGAUUGCAGUGCUGAUGGGUGGGAAACUCUCUAAACGAUCAGCACAGAGACAACCUUCUCGUUCAUAUUCGCGGGGCAUUCCCAGUUAUUCACAGUCACCAUAUAAUCAGGGUUAUGCACCAUACCAGCAGCAAUAUCCAACACCUCCACCUCAAAGUUACAACAAUCAAGCCCAGGGUCCUAAUAAGAGGUUGGAAAGAAAAUUCUCAAAGAUAGAUGAUAACUAUAAGACGCUGGAGCAGGUUACUGAUGCUCUUGCACGUGCUGGCCUUGAAUCAUCGAAUCUCAUAGUUGGAAUUGACUUCACAAAGAGCAAUGAGUGGACGGGGACUAGAUCAUACAACAGGAGAAGUCUACAUCAUAUCGGAGAGGAGCAAAAUCCUUAUGAACAAGCUAUCUCCAUCAUUGGAAAGACGUUAUCUUCUUUCGACGAGGACAACUUAAUCCCUUGUUUUGGGUUUGGAGAUGCAUCAACUCAUGAUCAAGAAGUUUUCAGCUUUUACCCGGAUGAGAGGUUUUGUAAUGGAUUUGAGGAAGUUUUGGCUCGGUAUAGAGAGAUUGUCCCUGAAUUAAAGCUUGCCGGACCAACAUCGUUUGCUCCUGUAAUUGAGAUGGCCAUUACUAUAGUCGAGCAAAGUCAUGGCCAGUAUCAUGUUCUAGUGAUAAUAGCUGAUGGACAGGUUACCAGAAGUGUUGAUACUGUCAAUGGUCAACUUAGUCCACAGGAGAUGAAAACAGUCGAAGCUAUUGUCAAAGCAAGCGAGUAUCCAUUGUCAAUUAUCUUAGUUGGGGUUGGAGAUGGACCAUGGGACAUGAUGAAGCAGUUUGAUGACAAUAUCCCUGCCCGUGCAUUCGACAAUUUUCAGUUUGUCAAUUUUACUGAACUAAUGUCAAAGAAUGUAGACCGCACCAGAAAAGAAGCAGCAUUUGCUCUUGCAGCUCUGAUGGAAAUACCUUCUCAGUAUAAAGCUACACUUGAGCUCAAUAUUUUAGGUGCCUCCAGAGGGAAGGCCAUAGAUAGAAUUCCACUGCCUCCUCCCAUGUAUGGUGCAUCAUUCAGCAGCUCAAAACCUUCACAAUCAAGCAGUUUUGAACCAAGUGCUCCUUCUUAUGCUAGACAGAAUGAGUCUCACUCUGCAACGCAACCUCCUCCGAGUUCUGCAGAUACUAAUGUAUGUCCCAUUUGCCUUGCUGAUCCAAAGAACAUGGCUUUUGGUUGUGGACAUCAGACAUGCUGCGACUGCGGACAAGAUCUUACGUCAUGCCCCUUAUGCCGAAACUAAGGCUGUACUAAAAGGCUAUAGGCCUGUUGCAGCAAAUUAGCUGCAUCAGCUCGUAACAUGUUUGGCAUAAAAUGACAGCUUCAAGCCUGAAACAAUCUUGCUGAUCCCAUUUUGUGCCUGAACAGGAUGGUUUGAAUCAACCGUGUGAAUCAUCCAACCUGUCAGUUAUCUAUAUCACUAUAUGUAGCUCAGUAGCUCCAUUCUGAUGGAAGGGCAGAGCGCUCGAUGCACAUUUCUGUAGCCAAUGGACGCACAUGCUUCUUGUUGAUAUUCUAUAUAUAUAUCAAGAUUUUGCUUUGGGAUUCCUGUAAAUCCUAACCGUCUUCCAAGUUCUGAGUUCUCUGUGAUGAAAAAUGACAAUCAUAACUUGAUGUUGCCAGGGUUAUGCCCUCUUCUAAUACCCACAUGUGCCUGCAACCACAGCUUGUCCAAAUUGCAAUCUGC